Molecule: messenger RNA, 9256 nt
Organism: Mercenaria mercenaria
Lineage: Eukaryota; Metazoa; Mollusca; Bivalvia; Venerida; Veneridae
Product: prostatic spermine-binding protein-like
Exons: 4
Coding region: 1-687 (228 amino acids)
Source: RefSeq, a predicted model, not a curated record
AUGGGUGCGAGGUCCAAACGUAAAAAGAAACACGGCCCUCCGAACAAAGAAGAGGCUGUUUGUUUCAUAAAGGAGGCAACAGAUAACGAUAAGCCUGCUUCUGAUAAAACAGAUGUUCCAAGUAAUGGGAAGAAGAAUAUUGGAAGGAAACAACGGUUACAAUGGAAUAGCACCGAUAAUUCAGACUUUGAAGACUCGAAACCCCCAUAUAAGAAACAAAGGAUGUUGGACCCUGUUGAUGGUAGUGGGGUUGCCUUAGAAGGGCAACAAAACAACAAUGAUGAUGAUAACAUGGAAGAUGGUGAGGCAGACAGUGACAUAGGUGAUGAUGAUAGAAAGGAAGAUGACGAGGCAGACGGUGAUACAGGUUAUGAUGAUAACACAGAUGAUGAUGAGUAUGACGGUGGCACAGGUGAUACUUUUAACAUGGAAGAUGGCAAGGCAAACUGUGACACAGGUAAUGAUGAUGACGAGGCAGACGGUGACACGGAUGAUGAUGAUGAUAACACAGAAGAUGACGGGGCUGACAGUGGCAGAGAUGAUAAUGUUAACAUGGAAUAUUACAAGGCAGACGGUGACACAGGUGAUGAUAAAGAGACGACGGAAGAUGACGAGGAGGACUAUGACUUUGAAAAUUUUGCAGAUGAUGAAGAUGAUUUUAACCAGAAUAUGGACAAACUUGAAUAAGUGUGUGUCACUUUUAGUUUAUGUACCAGCUUUUUAUGUACCACUCUGGACACCUUAUGUACCACAUGAUGUAUAGUGUGUUAUCAUUUAUGUGGGGCCUCCGUUGCCGAGUGGUUAAGGUCACUGACUUCAAAUUACUUGCCCCUCACCGAUGUCGGUUCGAGCCUCACUCAGGGCAUUGCAUUCUUUAUGUGAGGAAGCCAUCCAGCUGGCUUACAUAAGGUCGGUGGUUCUACCCAUGUACCCGCUCAUGAUGAAAUAAUGUACGGAGGGGCACAUGGGGUCUUCCUCCACCAUCAAAGCUUGAAGUCGCCAUAUGACCUAUAAUUGUGUCGGUGCAACGUUAACACCAACAAAAAAAUAAAUGAAUAUAAAAAUUCAUACGCUUAGCUCAGUAUGGAGAGCGUUUGUCUACAGAUUGCGGGGUUGCGAGUUGGAUCCCCGGGUGGGGCGUAUGUUCUUCAUGAAGAUUUGAUAGACGACAUUGUGUCUGAAAUCAUUUGUCCUCCACGUAUGAUAAUUCAUGUGGGAAAGUUGGCAGUUACUUAUGGAGAACAGGUUUGUACUGGUACAGAAUCCAUGAACACUGGUUAGGUUAAAUGCCCGCCGUUAGAUGACUGAAAUACUGUUGAAAAUGGCGUAAAACCCAAAACAAACAAACAUUAAUUUAUGUAUGAUUUUUAAAAUGUUUGUAUUGUGUGCCAUGUUAUAUCUUUGUAAUAUUGGUUUUCUUUAGGAAAUGUGUAGAUGAUUAUAUUUGAGUGUGCCUGAUCCUUUAUGAUUUGUGUUACAUACAUGUAUGUAUGAUUGUUAAAAUGUUUGUAUUAUGCGCCAUGUUAAAUACUGGUUUUCUUCAGGAAAUGUGAUGAUUUCACUUCAAUGUGCCUGAUUCUUUAUUACUUUAUUUGCUAUAUUAAAUAUAGAUCUAUGUUAGUUUGUUUCGACAAGGACAUUUUAAAUGGAUGAGUGAUUAUACCCCCGCCAAACAUGUUUGAGGGGGGUAUAUAGGAGUCAGUUUUGUCGCGUCCCGUCCCGUCCCGUCCCGUCGCGUCCCGAAAUCUAUUAUCUCAGUUAUUACCAAAUGGAUUUGAUUCAAACUUAAAAUACAUGUUCCACCUUAUCACCCACAUCAUGUGCCCACAUCAUGUGACACAAGGUGCAUAACUCUGACACCAAGUUUUCAUGAAUUAUGUCCCUUUUUACUUGAAUUUAAGGUUGAUUUUGAUGUAUUUUCACAUUAUCUCAGUUACUACUGAAUGGAUUUGAUUCAAACUUAAAAUAGAUGUUCCACCUCAUCACCCACAUUAUGUGCCCACAUCAUGUGACACAAGGUGCAUAACUCUGACACCAAGUUUUCAUGAAUUAUGUCCCCUUUUACUUAGAAUUUAAGGUUAAUUUUGUUGUAUUUUCACUAUAUCUCAGUUAUUACUAAAUGGAUUUGAUUCAAACUUAAAAUAGUUGUUCCACCUCAUCACCGAGAUGAUGUGUCAUAAGGUGCUUAACUCUGACAUAAAUUUUUAUGAAUUAUGUCCCCUUUUACUAUAAAUUUAAGGUUGAUUUUUAUGUAUUUUCACUAUAUCACAAUUAUUACAAAAUGGAUUUGAUUCAAACUUAAAAUAGAUGUUACACCUAAUCACCCACAUCAUGUGACACAAGGUGCAUAACUCUGACACCAAUGUUUCAUGAAUUAUGCCCCUUUUUACUUAGAAUUUAAGGUUAAUUUUGAUGUAUUUUCACUAUAUCUCAAUUACUACUGAAUGGAUUUGAUUCAGACUUAAAAUAGAUGUUCCACCUGAUCACCCACAUCAUGUGACACAAGGUGCAUAACUCUGACACUAUUUUUCUUGAAUAGUGUCCCCUUUUACCUAGAAUUUAAGGUUAAUUUUGAUGUAUUUUCACUAUAUCUCAUUCUGAUUGGCUUAGAGCCAAAGGGAAGUAACCUUUUUUUAACCUUCGUACUGAAUUUCUUCCCCUUAAAUUCCAGGAAUUAGUCUAUUUUUAGAAAUCCUAUUUUAAGAUUUUCAGUAUUUUAGGUAUUUUUCUAACUUUUUUAUUAUAAGUCCUAUGUAAAAAGUAAAAACAUUUUUCCGUGGUAACAUGGGUUGGUAAGACACUUUUUUGUAUUCACUUUUAGUGUAUCUCUCAUAUUAGAGAUUUAAUAUAUUUACUAAUAUUACUAUACUAGUAUUAUACUAGUAUUACUUUUAUGUGGAAGCCCAGGAUGAAGUACUCCAAAGUAUUUUAAGAUUCCUUAUGGUUGCCAUUGUUCUGUGACAAGACCGUAUGGUGGGGGUAUGAGUCACUCCUGUGACAGUUCUAGUUUUGAUUUAGAAUUUUAUGAACAAUACUUGUUUCCAUUGUUUCGAUCUAGUAGACUUUUUUACGUGGUUUUUUUAUAUAAUAUAUAUAAAUUAUUUUGUUAUGUCUCCCAUCCUCUUGGGGAGACAUACUGUUUUUACCCUGUCCGUCGUCCUUCUGUGCAUCCGUCCAUCACACUAUAUCCGAUCAAUAACUGGAGAACCAUUUAACCCAGAACCUGCUUCAUAAGACAGAGCUUAUGGAGUAGACGACCCCUUUGUUUUUUGGGUCACUCCAUCGAAGGUCAAUAAAGGGGCCUGAACAUGGAAAACUAUUUCCGAUCAAUAACUUGAGAACUACUUGGCCCAGAAUGUUAAAACUUCAUAGGAUGAUUGGACAUGCAGUGUAGGUGACCCCCAUUGAUUUUGGGGUCACUCUGUUAAAGGUCAAAGUCAUAGGGGCCUGAACAUCAAUAACUUGAGAACCACUUGACCUAGAAUGUUGAAACUUGGACAUGCAGAGUAGAUGACCCCUGUUCAUUUUUUGGUCACUAUUAAAGGUCAAGGGACCAGAACAUGCUCGUGCAGAAAUUCCCAGGAAUUUCCUGAGAUAAUCCUGGGAAAUAUUCCAGGCGUGGUAUUGGAACAGGAAUAUUUCAAGAUGACCUAGGAAUAUAAAAUCCUGGAAUCUACAUGGUAACCAGGAAAAUCCUGGAAUCUACCUGGUAACCAGGAAAGUCCUGGAAUUUACCUGGUAGCCAGGAAAAUCCUAGAAUCUACCUGGUAACCAGGAAAGUCUUAGAAUGCCAGGAUCCCAGGAAAAUCUUAAGAAAAGCAGGAUCUCAGGAAAACCUAAGAAAACCAGUAUCCCAGGAAAUUUAUUGAUAAAAAAUGAAAAUUACUUAUAAUAAAUUAUUGAUAGUUUACACGACAAAAAAUCAUUGGAGUUUCUUUCUGUUGGUUUUAGGCAGCUUCAGAAAGCACUGGCGGUAUGUUCAGGAACUUCAUUCCAACAGUUUCUGAAAAUGACAACAUAAAUACAUGUAAAUAACAAUAAUAAAUCACGUAUUAUUAAUAUAAAAAAUAAUUAAAACAAUAUAAGAUUAUCAAUAUUAACUGUUAUCCCAGAAAUCAUUUCAGUUUGUAUUUAACUGUUCCAUAACCUUCUGUCAACUAUAUCUUUUGCCAGAUUACCUACUAAAAUUGGAAAACCACCAAAAUUGAUUGGCACCAACGUUGUAAAAAUACAAGGGUCAUUGUUGUUGCUUUCAAGAUCUUGACCGUCUUUUAGGCAGCAUGCAAUACCAUUGUCCCAAAGAAAUUCUCGAUAAUGCAAGAUAGCAGACAGUAUUGUACCAUAUAUCUUGGAUAGCAUAUUCCAAUAGCUAUCACAUGGAAAUGCAAAAAGGGAAAUAAUUAAAAAUCAAAAGUACACAGUGAUUAUCCACCUUUAACACUAAUUGCAGUGUUUGCUAAAAUACUUACCAUAUUGAAAGGUACAUUACAGUGAAACAUACUUACCAUAUUGAAAGGUACAUUACAGUGAAACACCGUUCGCUCGAGCAUUGAUGACUCGAGCACCCGGGCUCGCUCGAGCAAUCCAUGUAGUCACGGCCGAUUUCCUUCUAUUUUCUAUGCGAAAUUACCAUGGCUGGGUCGAGCAUCGAUACUUCGAUCUCUUGAGCAUGACACCUGGUCCCUGUGUAUCAAUUUAUUCUUUGUUUCUUCUGGCAAACUCGAGCAGAAGUGUCAAAAUUUUUCACACCUUCGGCGGUCAGAAUGUAUCGGUUAAUCAAAAAUGUUCACACACCGUGAGAAUUGCGUAGUCUAUUCCAAAACUAUCUUAAAUGUUUGUUUGUCGGUAUAUUUGAUCUUGUAAUGAGAUUAAUUAUUGAUAAACGGUUAAAGAAAAGUUUUAUUGAUCAAAUAUCGAUCAAUUACUGAUUACUUAAAACAUCUUUUCUGCGGGAUCGAGAAGAUAGUUAUGAGAUCUUAGUAUUUUAAUCAACAGUUGUUUGCUUGCAAAUGAAGGAAGUAAUAUAACCUUUUCAUUAAAUUGAGACGAUAAUUAUGAUAUGCACUUGUUGAUGAAUAUAAAUAAAAAAAGUCUUAGUUGUUUCUUCACAAGUGCCAUUUACAAAUUACUUAUUGAAACGUCUGUCAUAGAUAUAAUACGUUUUUCCUUUUAAAAUGUCACAAGUAUGUUAUUAUUACCCAUCACCGUUUACUCUGCAAACGGUCCCGAUGAAAAUCGAUAAAAGUAACUUCAAUUUUCUUCAUAUGUUGGUCAAUGUUUGGGUCGCUCGAAACCAUGGAUAACUCGAGCAUUUUGCUCAUCCCCUUGCAACCUCGAGCGACUGGUGUUUUUCUGUAUGUUAUCUGUUUGAUGGUGCCUCUCUGUGAUCCCAAUCUGUUCUGCAGUUUGGUCACUGACCAUGACUCAUGCAUGUGUGUUUCUAUAAUGAAAUACUUCUGAUAAACACAUUUUUUUUUCUGAAAAUAUUUCUGUGACGUAAGUGUUUGGACAGUCUUGUACACCCAUAGAUAUAUAUCAAUCACAAUUUUACCUUAAAAUUUUACAAGAAAAAAAACAAACAUUAAAUUUCUAAAAGGUACAAAUAAAUUGUAGCUUAAAGGCAUAAUAGUUCAUCAUUAAUCUGUAUAAUCAGGUGAAUGUCUCUGUGAUUGAUAAAGUUUCUGUUUCCAUCUAUUAUCUAAUCUUGUUGUGUUAUGAACUGAAUUACUUUUCGAAAUAAUUUAGUAUAACAGACUUACCUAAUGUCUGUCUAAGAGCCAUCUUAAAAUUUCUAGCUACACAGUUUAUCUCCGUUUUGUUUUCCUCCAAGAAAAACUUCCUGUUUACAGUUCAUUCAAAUUUUCAUAUUCAAGGGCAAUUUUCUUUUGUAUACUAUUAAGUACUGAAUUGAGUAUCUAGAGCGCUACUAAAAUAUGUAUGUACAAUUCAAGGGGGGGGGGGAUUCUUUCAUGUAUAUACUUAUUUAAUAUGCAAAGAUGUUAGUAAUAGUAAAAGAAACAGAAAAAAAUGAGACUACUUUUUGAGCUUCAGCAGCCAAACAUUACAUCUUCAUUUCCAUUGGUUCUUAUCUUGAUGAGGUUUCUAAAUAUAAAGAUACCAUCUGGUAUCAGUUAUCUCUAUCUAUUGAUACAUCAACUGAACAGCAGAAUAUUUUAUUGACCCUUAGAUAUCUAAUGACUGUCAAUCAGUAAAGGUAUAGAUUAAUCAAGUUAUGAUCAUUAUGAUGCAACAGACUAGCAAAAUAGUACAAUUCUCUGGCUUUAUGACAUUUAACCCUGUACUUAAGUAAUAUUGGUGAUAUAUUGUUUGAGAUGUUCAGUAAUAAAGAAAAGAAGUUAGCAAUUGUAUUUAAAUGAUUACUCUAUCUAAUUAAUUUAGAAACAUGUGCUUUUUGCAAACUAUAAGAAGUGAUUUUUUUUUUCAUUUAGAUUUCUUGUUUCAUUUCAAUUUAUUUGAAUAUCUGUACCUGUAAAAAAAAAGAGGAAAAUGAUGAAUUAAUGAAUUUAAGAAACUUUUCCCAUUGUUCAGAUUUCUAUUCCUGGCUACCAGGACUUUUCUGGGAAUUGUAUAAAGGCUACUUUUUCCAGGUACCAGGAUACCAGGAAUUUGAUAUUUGUGUGUAGCUUACAAAUCUGAAAAAAAAGAAUUCCUAGCUCCUCUUGGUUUUCCUGGUAUUUUAUAUGUUAAAUUCCUAGGUUUCCCUGUUAUUGUAACAUUAAAUUCCUGGUAUUUUCUUGGUUUUGUCCUGGUCCUAGGUCCUAAAAAUCCCAGGAUCCUAGCUUUUCUUGAAUAACAGGAUUUUCAUACCAGGAUAGAAAGAUUUCCCAGGACAUUCUUCUACCUGGGAAUAAUUUCUGCAUGGGACAUGUAAAUCCAUUUCCUGUCAGUAACUGGAGAACUGUUUGACCUAGAACCUUCAAAUGUCAUAGGGUGAUAGGGCUUACAGAGUAGAUAUCUACUAUUUGUGGGGUUACUAGAUCAAAGGUCAAGGUCACAGGGACCAGAACAUGGAAAACUGUUCCAAUCAACUUGAGAACCAUUUUAACCAGAACCUUCAAACUUCAUAGGAUGAUAGGACUUACAGAGUAGAUUAUUUAUAUCAUUAUAGGGGUCACUUGAGCUAAGGUCAAGGUCACAGGGGCCUGAACAUGGAAAACCAUUUAUGAUCAAUUACUUGAGAACCACUUGACCCAGAAUGUUGAAACUUCAUCGGAUCAUUGGACAUGCAGAGUAGAAGACCCCUAUUGAUUUUGGAGUCACUUUAUCAAAAGUCAAGGAAAACCGUCCAAUUUAUAACGUGAAAACCACUAGGCUCAGACACAUGUUUAGCGGAAUGUUUGGACAUGCCAGGUAUAUGAUCCCUGUUGCAGCCAACCAUCAGUGUUUCUGACUUUGGUUCCUGUCCUCUAUUGAUUUCUUGCUUAUUACGACUAUGCAUUUAUCUAAGGGGGAGACAAGCACUUUUCUACAAAAGCAUCUGCUAGUUAUUGUUUGUUAAUGUGUGUAUUAGGUAAGAAAGUAAUUUUUUAGAAAUAAUAAAUACUAGAUAAAAUUGCAUCAGAAUAUGUUGCUUUUAGCUCAUCCCAGCAAUGCUGAGGUGAGUUAUUGUGAUUGUCCCAUGUCCAUCGUCUGUCAGUCAAUAUUUAGCUUGUGUAUGCGAUAGAGGCUGUACUUUUCAAUUGAUCUAUAUGAAAUUUGGUGAGAAUGAUUACCUUGAUGAAAUCUAGGUCAAGUUCAAAAAUGGGUCAUCUUGGGUCAAAAACUAGGUCAUAGGUCAAAUCAAAUAAAAACCUUAUGUAUGCAAUAGGGACUGCAUUUUAAACCGGAUCUUCAUGAAAUUUGAUCAGAAUGUUUGGGGCUGCAUUUUACACUGGAUAUUCAUAAAGUUUAGUGAGAAUGGUUGCCUUUAUGAAAUCCAGGUCAAGUUCGUAUUUGGGUAAUCAGUCAAAAAAAAAACAACAGUACGUUAGAAACCAUGUUGGAUCAGAGUUGACCUUUACCCUGCUAAAUUUCUAAAAUGGACUGGUCUGUCAUUCAGUUUGGGCAGUACCAUUUAUUAUUCGAAGGGGUGUUCACUGAAAGUUUACUGACUUGAAUAGCGAACAGUGCAGACCAUGAUCGACCUGCACGGACGUGCAGGCUGAUCUUGGUCUGGACUGGUUGCAAACUCUUGCCGCCAGCAGGCUAAUAAUAAACAAAAAUGAUCUUUGGCAUUUAUGUGUUUACAAACUGUACUCUGUUUUCAACUUUAAAACCUACUGUUUUGAUUCCAUACCUCAUGUUUUUAUUUCGAUGUAAAUGAGAUGUGGAACCAAAAUUUGUAGUCCUGUUUGGCGCCAUAUAACCUACACUGUGUUGGUGCGCCGUAAAACCCAAAUAAAUAAAUAAAUUAAAACCUACUGACCUAUUUCUUGUUUUUUAAGAUACAGUCUUGAAAUUUGGAUAACAUUUACAGUUUUGCACACCAAUCUUAAAACGGACUUUCAUUGACCAUAAAUACAACCUAUAUAUGGCUUGUCUGUUUCAUGUCUGGUCCAAAACUCUGUCAUCCUUAAAGGGAUUACAAUAUUAUUUGGCUUAAAUGUUCCCAAUAAUCAAAUUACGUGUCAUGUGCAACAACCAGAACCCUAGCUGAAAGGUCAAGGUCACACUUGGAGGUCAAAUGUCAGUAGGGUUUCUUUCCUGUCUGGUCCAUAACUUUGUCAUGCAAAACAGGAUUUGAAUAUCAGUUUGGCACAAAUGUAUCCCAUAAUAAGACAAUGUGUCAUGCGUAACGUCCAAACCCCUAGCUGAAGGCCAAGAUCACACUUGGAGGUCAAAAGUCAAGGGUCAUUCUCCAGCAUAGUCAAUGAUUCUGUCUUCAUGAAGGGAUUUUAAUAUUACAUGACAAAAUUUUGUCCAACAUGUCUUACGCAACACCCAUAUCCCUGACUCAAACGUCAAUUUUACAGUCAGAGGUCGAAGGUCAGUAGUUGUUUUUCCUUUUUGGCCCAUAACUCUGUCAUCUAUAAGGAGAUUUAUUACUUGACACAAAUGUUCCUCAUAAUGAGACAAUUAACAUAAAGUUACAUGUUGCCGUAAAAUGCAUGUCAUAGUUACGGGAGUUGAUACUGUGGGGUUGAUAUUUUGACGUACAAGAAGGAAAAAAUAAGUAUCGAAGCUAUAUGCCUUUAGAUAAUUGCUAUAUGUACUUGCAUAAGGCAUAUUACAACUUAUAUUACAUUUUAUUUUGAGA